Molecule: messenger RNA, 2165 nt
Organism: Penaeus vannamei (Pacific white shrimp)
Lineage: Eukaryota; Metazoa; Arthropoda; Malacostraca; Decapoda; Penaeidae
Biological process (GO): protein O-linked glycosylation via N-acetylgalactosamine
Cellular component (GO): Golgi membrane
Molecular function (GO): beta-1,3-galactosyl-O-glycosyl-glycoprotein beta-1,3-N-acetylglucosaminyltransferase activity
Source: RefSeq, a predicted model, not a curated record
GUCCAAACCAAGCGCGUGACGCCAUCAGCCCAAUAUCCGCACAAUUUUCCUGUAGCCGACUUUCCUCUUCCUUACCUGACGAAAACACUUGGUCAAGUCGGGUCUCGGAGCCCUCAUGAAGUGUUUUUCGUCGGUGUCUUGGCUGUUCCUGCGUCUGUGAUCCGUGUGGACUCGGCAGCAGUGGCAAGGCCUUUACUCGAAGGGAACUGCAGGCGCCUGUGCUCAAAAGAAAACAAAAACAAAGACAAACAUGCAGUCAGUAAGCUGCCUAGAUAGACACAAGGGGACGAAGCCUGUGCAGUUAUUUUCUAGAUAUAUAAUACCGGCGCUGACGCUGACGGUGUGCGGGUUCCUCGCUGUUCGGCUGGCGCUUCCGGAUAACGCCGUCACCCGACCCAGACAGAGUGGCGCUGGAGGUCUUGGGCUCCGCCUCGGGAGGGAGGAGCAGCGCCCCGCCGCCCUCGGGCUCCGGAGGCCGCCGCCCGCGCUCGGAAGGCGGCGGGCGGGAGGAGACACGAUCGACAAGAUGAAGGGUAUACCUAUUCUGAUGAUGGUGUACACUUACGAUGCCACAGUCAUCCGAAGGUCGAUUGAGAGCGUACUGGACGUGACAUCUGGCAGCCGCAUGCCCCUCGUUGUCUCAGUACGCGAUCCAAGUGAAGAAAUCCUGAGCUUACUUCGGGAGUACCCAGUCACGCUCCACGCCACCAGGUCGUCGUCCGGCCUUUUCCACCCUGGCAUCAGCAGCAGUUCCAUUUUGCAAAGCGUUAAGCACCUCUUUGGAAUUCCCCACGCAAAUGCUGUGUGCGUGAAGGACGCCAUCAGCCUGGAAAAUAAGUUCUUACAUACUACAGGGAACUUUACGGAGACCACGACCACCCGACCUCUCUCGCAGGACAUGUACAACUAUCGUGCGGUUCCUUUUAUGGAGAAUCCCUAUAGUCCGAAUUACCGCAAGGCAGUCCUGAACGACCAGCGCGAACUUCCUCAGGCGUCAGGCGUUUAUAACUCUCGAAAGAAAGUUACGGGCGACGAGUUACGGGCGGCUGGGAAGAGAGACGAAGACGCUGCGACGUGUGGUAAGUGUAGUGGCCUGAAGGAAGCCCUCGCGUUCGUGCUCGAGUCCUUCCCCUCAACUCAGCACGUGUUUCUACUGGCAGCUGGAUAUACACUUUCGCCGGAUUUUGUUAGUUACUUCAGCCAGACGAUCGAGAUUUUACAGGAAGACGCAACUCUGUACUGCGUCUCGGCCCGCAGUCCCUUGGCCUCCGUCGCGACCUCGGGGAAUGCAACGAGAGUCUACCGCGUGGACCAGUUUCUGGGGAAAGGAUCUCUCGUAAGGAGGAGCCUCGUGGAGGAGAUCCUGAAGGACUUCGUCGUAUUCGAGAGGACACUUCAGACUAAGGACAUUAAGACGCCUCUUGACUAUCUCGAAACGUGGUUAUCCUGGUGGAGCAGACGCAGACGAAGAGGCUGCGUGGUGCCCGACGUGCCGCGAGCGUGCCCCAUGGCGCCGGCCCCGCCGAGAGCCGCAGGAGAGGGCGCCCCUGGACCGGCCCCGAGGACGGCUUGCCUUCUGGAGAAAGACGUCAGGCUUGUGAAUGUAUCAAGGUUACUGCACUAUAAAUAUGGCCAAGACCUAUACUGGGCCAUCGCCGCUGCAGAACCACUUGGGAACCGGACCAUCGACUGCAGGGAUCCACUCUUCUUUCCUGACCACAUGAAUGGAUCUUCAGUUGUUGCAUAUAUCAAGAUGGAGAAUUACGACGACGACUUCACCUUCCACCACGUUAUGAAGUGCUUCGGGCUGGACCUUCCCGCGGCGACCGGCUACUUCGAGGGCGUGUUCCGGUUCACGUUCCGCGGGGCCCACGUCCUGGUCAUGGCCAUCCCGUACUCCCGCUUCUCCCCCGCCCUGAAGGACACAAGGGCACUGAUGAUGGCAAAGAUCCCGGAUACGCCAUUGAAGGGAAGUGUUCAUUUUCCCCAGCACCGACAAGCGAACUUCACCUUCCAGAGGGUACCUGUGCGCCAGGUAGUUGACUAGUCCGGAGGUCCAAUUAGCCGUAAAUAACUCCAGUUCCUUUCCCUCAAGACCUAGAUCUUUAAUGUGUAACGGUUAUGUAUACAUUGAAUUGGAUAAUUCUUUUCAGGCAAGACCUAAU